CAGGAGGGGGACGCCGUGGCCCGGCUGAGAGACCUCCCAGCCCGAGGGCAGCGCGCAAACUGGAGUCUCCGGGAAGGACUGGGGUUCCGGGCGCCCGGCGGCUGCUGAUGCUACAGCGACAACUGAGCUCCCCGCAGGGCAGUAGCAUGGAGUCCAAGAGCAGCCCGCUGACCACACAUGUGCUAGACACCGCCUCGGGGCUCCCGGCUGAGGGCCUCUGCCUUCGUUUAUCCAGGCUGGAAGACUUCACCCAGCAGUGGACAGAAUUGAGGAGGAGCUACACAGACCCAGAUGGCCGCUGCCCUGGACUCCUGAUACCAGGUCAAAUGAAGCCAGGCACCUACAAACUGUCUUUCGACACUGAGGCUUACUGGAAGAAAAGGGGGCAGGAGAGCUUCUACCCAUAUGUGGAGGUUGUUUUCAACAUUGCAAAGGAAACUCAGAAGUUCCACGUGCCUCUGCUACUGAGCCCCUGGUCAUACACCACCUACCGAGGGAGCUAGAACCAAGUCCUGCUAAGGCAGCCAUCUGCCCUUCCUUCUCUGGCUAAUCAGACACCAAAUCCUUAAGAGUGGGCUUUAUGUUCAUUGAAGGCACUGCUACCCUAUGGAGGUGCUGGCCACCCUGGAGUUUCCCAGUGGGCAUCUGUGGCUUGGGUGUCAAUAAAGUCAGCGCUAGCUUCUA
Perognathus longimembris pacificus (Pacific pocket mouse) is the source of this 684-nucleotide messenger RNA. Its product is annotated as 5-hydroxyisourate hydrolase-like. Gene Ontology annotation, molecular function: hydroxyisourate hydrolase activity. The transcript is spliced from 4 exons. Bases 108 to 503 code for a protein of 131 amino acids. The record is from RefSeq and is a predicted model, not a curated record. Lineage: Eukaryota; Metazoa; Chordata; Mammalia; Rodentia; Heteromyidae. Gene Ontology annotation, biological process: purine nucleobase metabolic process.